CAACUUCCGGUUGUCUACGGUUGCUUAGCAACAUGCUUCAUACACAAUAAAGGGAAUCGAAUCCGCGAAUGUCAGUCGCGGGUUUGACUUUUAGAAUAAACUACAGGAAAGUUUUUAUUUCCUAUUUAUAAAGCCUUCAGUGUGAAGAUGAAGAGAGCUGUGAAACCUAAGGAUGAAGAGUGGGGAGAGUCUCCACAUGAUGAAGAGGAACCUGAGGAACGUGAGGAACCUGAGGAUGGUGCCGAGGGUCCUUCUGACAUCCGUGUGUCUCAGCAGGAGCGAUCGACUGAGCGAGACGAAUCCAGCACUGACCUCUCACACACUCACACCCCCGCCAGCAUCAUCACACACACACACUCCGAGCAGGACAGUGGAAGUGUACCAGAACCUCCAUCAUCAUCUCUUUACCUCACACUGGCCGACCACAACGCGGCGGCUUUGGCAGAAAGUGAGGAUGAAGAGAGAACAAGACUGAGCCAUGAUGAUGAUGAUGCUGGUGAUGAUGGUGAUGAUGGUGAUGAAGAUGAAGAUGAACUGAUCGUGUUGGAUCCUGAGCACCCGCUGAUGACGAGGGUUCAAGAAGCUGUGAAGAAGCUUUUCACCAGGCAAAUGGAGAUACUAGACCUGAAGCUCCGUGAGGAGGUGAUGGAGCAGCGGGUGCAGAUGUCGGGGCACGAGGAUCUCGGCGUCAGACUCUAUAGUGCCCAGCAGGAUCUCUCCAGACUGCAGGUCCUUCUGGAUGAUCAACACGAGAGCAGCAAUGAAGCCAUCAGAGACAGGAGUCACAUUCAGGACCAGGUGGAGAACAUCAGGAACCAGUACAACAACACAACAGCACAGAACAACAAGCAACGCACACAGGUAUCAGAGCUGCAGUCGGAGAUGGAGGUUCUCGCUCUGCGUCAGCUCUACAUGCAGGAGAUGACAUCUGACCUGCGCUCGGACGUCGCCGCUGUAAAAAAGGCCAAGAACAGAGCACAGGCGGAGAAGCGCCGAGUGGAACACCAGAAACACCAGCAGGAUCUGUAUGUAGAUCGUCUGACGAGGCAAGUGGAGAAGCUGAGGGAGAACAUUGCUCUGCUGCAGGUGCAAAUGCAGGCACAGAGCAACGACAGGGGAGCAUCUGGAGACGCUCUCGCAGAGACUCAGUUGGAGAUCGACUCUAUGGCAGUGGAGAGGAAGCAGCUCCUUCAGCAGUGGAACAGUUGCUUGAAGGAGAUAAAGAGUGAAGACGAGGUGUACGCCCAGCUGCAGGAGUCACUGCGGUCGGCCAAUCACGAGGUGAGAGCUCUGGAGACGGAGGGGGAGGGGUAUAGACGCUCGAUCACACAAGAGCAGGAGAGGAACGAGUCUCUGACGGUUCAGGGCAAUCGUGCCGAAUCAAACUGCGCCACCUACAGGAAGCUCGAUUCAAACGCAGCCACAAAACUGGAGGCUCUGCAGAACCUCUACACCACAAACACACGCAUGCUUCAGGAGAUCGAGAGGACCCUGACCAGAGUGACUACGGAUCAGUCAGCACAUCAGUCAGCGCUCACUGUUCUGGGGAAGCAACUGGAGAAGGAGGCGUUCACACGUUUGGAACUGGAAGAGAAGAUCAUGAGGAAGAUGCAGGAGCAGCACACACACGACAACACUGCCAAACACACACACCAUCUCAGCACCAAGACCAUGGCUCUGCAGAGGGAAAAUGAUGCCCAGAUUUCGAAGGUUGAGAACGAGUUAGCUUUACUGGCGCUGGAGGCCAGUGAUGUGGAGCUGCAGGUCGAAGCUCUCUCUAGCCUGCAGCUGGAGCAGGAACAGGAAGUGAUGAAACGGAACCAGCUGCUCUCCACCAAUGAGGCGGCGAUGGCGAAACUCAUAUUCACCAUUGAGCGCAAACAGGUCACCAUCAACACGUGGAAAAAGAAGAUCGAGCAGAUCAGGGCGAGCACAGGGCAAGAAGACCUGGGCCCUCUGGAGAUCGAGGUGAGGACUCUGAGUAAGAAGCUGGAGGAGCUCGAAGCUGAAAUGAAGGAGCAGCGUCACUUUUGGCUCUGGCAGCAGGGGGAGCUAGUGAGUCUGAGCCAGGAGAAACAUGCAGAAAACAGUGCAAAGCUAAUGCUGAACACAAAGCUCACCAUCCUGCAGCAGAGGAAGCUUCGCACAAAGGGUGAGUGUGAGCAGGAGGAGCGUGGUCUGGCUGAGAUGGAGCGACACUUUGAUGUUUUGAGGCUGGACAUGCAGAAGCUAAGCGCACUCGUGAACCAGAACACACAACUAAAAGAGCAACUGGAGAAGAACAACAUCCUGAUGGAGAACAGCUUCAUACACACAUUCAAAGAUGCCAAUAAGAAGUCUGUAGAGACACAGCUACAUCUAGAGAAGAUCCAGGAAGAAAAAGAGCAAUCACUGAACAGCCUAGUGGAAGCAGAGCGGCAGAUCAUGUUGUGGGAGAAAAAAAUUCAGCUGGCACAUGAGACUCGCUCAGCUGUAGAUUCAGAGUCUGGAAAAGGGGAUAUAAACACCAUGAAAACUGAGAUCCACCGCAUGGAGGGGUAUUGCAGCCAGCUGUUGAAACAGCAGGAGAAGAUGUUGAGGGAGAUGGAGGCAGCAGUCGCUCGGACUGAGAAUAUCGCAGCACGCAGUGAUGCUCUGGCGAGCAGCGACCGCAAACCCUCCACACACUCCAGCCUCCAGAACACACUGCACAACCUCCGGCGCGAAAUCAUCCAAUCACACAAGCAAGCAGGGGAAUAUGAUGCACUAAUAGCACUGCUGCAGCAGGAGCAGAAUUCUCUCACUGAGACACUGAGAGAAAAACGGAUGCAGAUCACUGAACUCAACAAAACUAUCUCCAGCCAAACUGAUGACCUCAGCAACAUGCAGGACAUCAAACAGAAAAACCUGUUUCAGCUGUUGACUCUGCAGUCUCGGGUGAAGCAGCUGCAGGCUGUGAGGGACGGUCGCUACAGCCCCUGGGCGAGCGGAGAACAAGCGCUGCAGCUCGCCACGCAUACGAUGCAGCAAGAACUGCGCUCGAUCAGGGACGUUCUGCUGCACAUCAUCCAGGACUUUCCCGAUCAUAAGGCUCUGCUCCACAGGAUCAAUCUUAUGAUCUCUACACACACAGACUCGGCCCAGGGGAGAAACUAACUUUUGACUCCAGAUUCUCUGACCUCUGUUUUCUGUCCACAUUCUAGAACAUCAUGUGUGUGAGAUAAAUAGAGAACGACUGCUGUUCACCUUGUCGGUACAGCAGCAGGAGGGUGUGGUCUAAUUCCCACACAUCUCUAAUAAAAGUGAACUGAAGUAGUGAAGUAAA
Messenger RNA from Silurus meridionalis, 3304 nucleotides. RefSeq names its product coiled-coil domain containing 40 (gene ccdc40). Gene Ontology annotation, biological process: axoneme assembly; heart looping; epithelial cilium movement involved in determination of left/right asymmetry. Gene Ontology annotation, cellular component: cilium; cytoplasm. The record is from RefSeq and is a predicted model, not a curated record. The coding region runs from base 148 to 3135 and encodes 995 amino acids. The transcript is spliced from 21 exons. Lineage: Eukaryota; Metazoa; Chordata; Actinopteri; Siluriformes; Siluridae.